GUUUGUUUCUGCCUUUUGGGCUCCUCAACUAGAGGCAAAGUGGAAAACAGCAAACUGCUCAGCUUUGUGUACUGCCUCCCAUACCGCAUUUAGGUGUGGGAAGACUGGAGGUGUAGCCAUUGGCAAGGUCCUGGCCUCCUCUGGCAGAACUUCUAAGCCUGACCGAGAGAGCUGAGCUCUGACUAGCACACAUCUCACGUGGGCAAGCCAGAUCCACGGCCUGGAUCAGAGAAUCACCAGAGCUGCACCAUGAGUCGUGUUCGAGAUGCUGGCUGCGUAGCUGCAGGGAUAGUGAUUGGGGCAGGUGCCUGGUAUUGUGUCUAUAAAUAUACAAGGGGAAGAGACCAGAAGAAAAAGAGACCAAGCAAGCCCAAGAACCGGGCUGUGGCUGGGACCGGAGCCAGGGCUAGAGCUGGGCUAAAGGCAGGAUUUACAAUUGAUCUUGGGCCAGGAUUUAGCCCCCCGACCCCAGUCCGUGCUAGGGCAGAGGAUGGGCCUCAGGAUGAAGCCUCUGCCGUGGACACAGCUAAAGCUGAGGCAGUGGCCCCACCUGUGGCCAGCACUGAUGUUCACAGUGCGGCAGGGAGUCAGGCCCAAGAAGCAGAUGGGGCAGGGGUUGGGGUUGGGCCUAAGGCUGAACCCACAGUUGGGGGUGCUUUAGAUUCUGCAGGGACACCACUUCCCGUGGUGACAGAGGCCCCUGCAGCAGCAGAGCCUCCCAAGGUGACAGAAGCUCACAAUGUAGCUGAGGUACCUAAAACAGCAGUACCUCCUGGGGCAGCUGCGCCUACCCAAGUGGCAGCAGCCACCCAGGCAGUAGAGCCUUCCGGAGUGGCAGCACCCACUGAGGCAGCUGAUGCUGUCAGAGUGGCAACACCUACAGAGGUGGCUGAGGCUGCUGUACCCCCAGUACCUACUGGGGCAGCAGCACCUGCUGGGACUGCUGAAGCUCCCAGGACUUCAGGAUCUUCUAAAACUUCAGCAGCUGCUAAAAAAGCAACCCCUGGGGCUCACACUGGGGCUAUACCUAAGGCUGGGGCAGCCACUGGGGCUGUCCCAAAAGGUGGAGCCAAGGGUGGAGCUAGGUCCCGGACUGGAGGCAAGGGCAAGGGCAAAAGAAAUAAAGUGGAAGUAGAUGAACUGGGGUUGGGCUUCCGCCCUGGAGAUGGAGCUGCAGCAGCUGCUGCAGCCUCUGCUAAUGGGGGACAAGCUUUCCUGGCAGAAGUCCCUGACUCUGAGGAAGGGGAGUCCGGGUGGACUGACACAGAGUCUGACUCAGACUCUGAGCCUGAGGUCCAGCUCAGAGGGAAGGGGAAAAGACCUGUUGCCAUGCAGAAGCGCCCCUUUCCUUAUGAAAUUGAUGAGAUUCUGGGUGUCCGAGAUCUUAGGAAAGUUCUUGCCUUGCUUCAGAAAUCAGAUGAUCCUUUCAUCCAACAGGUAGCUCUGCUCACCCUGAGCAACAAUGCCAAUUACUCAUGUAACCAAGAGACAAUUCGCAAACUGGGAGGCCUUCCUAUUAUUGCAAAUAUGAUCAACAAAACUGAUCCCCACAUUAAGGAAAAAGCCUUAAUGGCCAUGAAUAACCUAAGUGAGAAUUAUGAAAAUCAGGGCCGGCUUCAGGUCUAUAUGAAUAAAGUAAUGGAUGAUAUAAUGGCCUCUAACCUAAACUCAGCAGUACAAGUAGUUGGACUAAAAUUUUUGACAAACAUGACUAUUACUAAUGACUACCAACACCUGCUUGUCAAUUCCAUUGCAAAUUUUUUCCGUUUGUUAUCUCAGGGUGGUGGAAAAAUCAAAGUUGAGAUUUUGAAAAUACUUUCAAAUUUUGCUGAAAAUCCAGAUAUGCUCAAAAAGCUCCUCAGCACCCAAGUGCCAGCAUCAUUCAGUUCCCUCUAUAAUUCUUAUGUGGAAUCUGAAAUUCUUAUCAAUGCUCUUACUCUGUUUGAGAUCAUCUAUGACAACCUCAGAGCAGAAGUGUUCAACUACAGAGAAUUCAAUAAAGGCUCCCUUUUUUACUUGUGCACUACAUCCGGAGUGUGCGUCAAGAAAAUUCGAGCCUUAGCUAAUCACCACGACCUCUUGGUGAAAGUUAAAGUUAUAAAACUAGUGAACAAAUUCUGAUGGGUUAUGUGCUUUCAAGAUCCUGGAAAAAAUUUCUUGGUAUUGCAGUCUGGAAAUAUUGAAAAUUCGAAGUUACUGCUUUUACACUUAUUCUCAGAGUAAAGGGAUCCUUUCAGCUGUCAGUUUUGAAUAAGGUUUCAUCUGGAGUGUUGUUAUAUGUGACAGUCGCCAGCUUUAAGUUUAAUCCUAUUAUGAAUACCCAAAUAAAAUUGUCCUCCUGUACUGAAAACACAUUUGUGAUGUUAAUUGUGCUGCUUGGAUGACAAUAUGUUUUUUUUUUUUUUUUCUGGUUCCUCUAUGUGAAUUGACAGUGUACCUGUCCAUUACAAAAGGCCUACUAUUCUAUUACUUGUUUUGACUUGAAUUUAUCCACCAAAGAUCUUAUUGUGUAUCAUCAAUAAAGUUGUGUGUUUCAAC
Molecule: messenger RNA, 2538 nt
Organism: Ochotona princeps (American pika)
Lineage: Eukaryota; Metazoa; Chordata; Mammalia; Lagomorpha; Ochotonidae
Gene: ARMCX2
Product: armadillo repeat containing X-linked 2
Exons: 3
Coding region: 250-2121 (623 amino acids)
Cellular component (GO): mitochondrion
Molecular function (GO): protein binding
Source: RefSeq, a predicted model, not a curated record